CCUGUUAUUUGGUUGAAUCGUGGGUUUCAGAAGACCUGUAAUACAACAUAGCAAAAGUCAGCCAACGCUUACAGUCACUGUCACUCCUCACACACGUGUCAGCGUUGCAGGACAUACUUCCGGUUCAAAAUGGCGGCAUCCAUGGCAUGUCAGGCGGCUGUGAGAGGACUCCGAGCAGCGAGCACUAAACAACUGCUUGUGAGCAGAAACCAGUUAGUGAGGGUGAGCCCCAGAAGAUGGCUGAACCUGCAGGAGUACCAGAGCAAGAAGCUGAUGCAGGACAGCGGUGUGACCGUACAGCGGUUCUUUGUGGCUGACACUGCCUCUGAAGCCCUGGAAGCCGCCAAGAGACUCAAAGCGAAGGAGAUUGUCCUGAAAGCUCAGAUUUUAGCGGGAGGAAGAGGCAAAGGAGUGUUCGACAGCGGCCUGAAAGGAGGGGUGCAUUUAACAAAAGAUCCUGCUGUUGUUGGAGAGUUGGCUGGUAAGAUGCUUGGCUUCAAUCUGACCACCAAACAGACCCCUAAGGAAGGAGUGAAAGUAAAAACGGUGAUGGUUGCAGAAGCUCUGGAUAUCUCCAGGGAAACAUAUUUUGCCAUCCUGAUGGACCGCUCCUGUAAUGGACCCGUGAUGGUGGGCAGCCCUCAGGGUGGUGUGGACAUAGAGGAAGUGGCUGCAACCACGCCAGAGCUCAUCUUCAAGGAAGUCAUAGAUAUAUUCGAAGGGGUCCGAGACGACCAGGCGCUACGUAUGGCAGCUAAUUUGGGAUUCAAAGGACCAUUGGAGAGACAGGCUGCAGAUCAGAUUAAGCGACUCUAUGAUCUGUUUCUCAAAGUCGACGCCACUCAAGUCGAAGUCAAUCCACUCGGAGAAACACCUGAGGGACAAGUUGUUUGCUUUGAUGCUAAAAUCAACUUUGACGACAACGCUGAGUUCAGACAGAAAGCUGUGUUUGCCAUGGACGACACGGCAGAGAGCGACCCCACGGAGACCGAGGCGGCCAAAUAUGACCUCAAGUACAUUGGACUGGAUGGAAACAUAGCCUGUUUUGUUAAUGGUGCUGGCCUUGCUAUGGCAACAUGUGACAUCAUAGACUUACAUGGUGGAAAGCCUGCUAACUUCCUGGACCUGGGUGGAGGUGUAAAGGAGAAUCAGGUGUACGUAGCCUUCAAGCUUCUCACUGCUGAUCCGAAGGUAGAGGCCAUCUUGGUAAACAUCUUCGGAGGGAUUGUUAACUGUGCCAUCAUUGCUAACGGCAUCACCAAGGCCUGCCGAGAACUGGAGCUCAAGGUUCCCCUGGUGGUCAGGCUCGAAGGAACCAAUGUUCAGGAGGCGAAGCGUAUCCUGUCUGAGAGCGGGCUGCCCAUCACCUCUGCCAUUGACCUCGAUGAUGCGGCCAGGAAAGCCGUUGCAGCCAUUGCCAGGAAAUAAAUGCAUAUAUGCGUUCACACAUACACAAAACAAACAUACCUUAUAAAGCUGUGGCCUGCAUCACCAUGACAUAAACAAAACAGCCUUACACACUUCAUUCACUGAGAAAACUGCACAUAAUGCCUGAGAUGAAGCCACUUUUCUCACCUGCCUUCUGAACCACAGCUACAUAGCAGCCUGGUAGAGUCUUUGGGCCUCCUGCCCAGUUAUUUCCAGGGACAGAACUGUAUUUGAGACCCUCUUCACAGCCCCCAAAAUCUGGGGUCUCAAAUCCAGGGCUGUCUUGGAAAAUGGGAGGCAUUUUUUUCUGCAUUUUUGUCAACCGUAUACAGCCAUUUCUAUAGUUAAAUUAAUAACUCUUUAACAUUCAUUGCCUUACUUAAGCAUUUUAUUGAAAGUUUCCUUUAUUGAUUAUGAGUAUGGAUUUAUUUUUUCAAAUUAAACUAUAAAAAUAUUAAGAUAAAUAAUAGCUUAAUUGCAUUCCAUAUUAAGUAAAUCAUGAAACAAUACAGAGUCAUGUAGUGGAAUAUCCUCAAUUUUAUACAACUGAACUGUGAAAUACAUCUCAAAUCUGAUAUUGAUUUCUUAAUCUCCAUAUGAUAUCUCCGUCCCAGUCUGACUUGAGGUUUAUCUUGUUUAUAAGGGUGUGAUAAGACUUUUUAUGGGUAUAAAAUUUAAAACUCUAGGUUAAGUAUUGUCAACUGGUUAUUGCAAAGUAAAUGCAAUAUUGAUAAAUUUUCCUGAUUACAUGCUUAAAAAAGUGCAUAUAAUGUAUAUUUAAUUACAUUUUUUUUCAAAUAAACAUAAAGCGGUGUAA
Ctenopharyngodon idella (grass carp) is the source of this 2245-nucleotide messenger RNA. It is a transcript of the gene suclg2, whose product is annotated as succinate-CoA ligase GDP-forming subunit beta. Gene Ontology annotation, cellular component: mitochondrion; succinate-CoA ligase complex. The record is from RefSeq and is a predicted model, not a curated record. The coding region runs from base 130 to 1428 and encodes 432 amino acids. The transcript is spliced from 11 exons. Lineage: Eukaryota; Metazoa; Chordata; Actinopteri; Cypriniformes; Xenocyprididae. Gene Ontology annotation, molecular function: ATP binding; succinate-CoA ligase (GDP-forming) activity. Gene Ontology annotation, biological process: tricarboxylic acid cycle; succinyl-CoA metabolic process.